ACACACACACAUACGCUCUUAUAGUUUAGGCGGACAUUGGGGGUAGAGAGGAAACACCGAUGCACCGCGCGCAGGAGGGAGGGUCUCAGCGCGCCUAGUUCUCAGUUUCAUUGACUUCUUCUGAAACUGAGAUGAACUUAGUUUAAGGGGUUUUCUCUUCGGUUUCUUUGACUCAGCCUCACUUUUUCUGUGUGUCACACAAUCCCAGAGCCUCGGGGUACCUCGUUUUACGCACAAGUCGGUUAACGGACCGAGGAGCAACAGGAGGUUUCCAUCCAGCGAGUCACACCGGGAACAAGAAGGAUUUAACGGAGACUUUGCGGACACACACUGCGGCUCUUUGGUCCCCUGUGCCCGGCACUGAUCCAGCCUCUGCCCGUAGGAUACCGAGUGGACCCACAGUCUGACCCGGGAUAACUGCUGUCUCAAACGGGAUAGAGUCUGUCCUCCAUCAUGUGUCCCUCAGCGGGCGGCAUGUGUACGCUCUGCAGCCUGAUCCUGGUUCAGAUCCUGGUCCUGGUUUAUCCUGCAACAGGAUACAAUCUGGAUCAGGAGCACAGUCUGGAGUUCAGCGGCCCUUCCUCCUCCAUGUUCGGAUACUCAGUCCUGCUGCAUCGUCAUGAAUCCCACAGAUGGUUGGUGGUUGGAGCUCCGGUAGCAAAUUCGACCUCCAAUCCAUCGGUCCGAUCUCCAGGAGUUGUGUACCGCUGCAACGUCACUGCCGAGUCCCACCACUGCCAUCCCAUGCAUGCUGACGUGCUGGGCUGUGGGAAGACGUGCGAUCCAGAGAGUGAUCACCAGUGGCUGGGAGUCAGUCUGUCCAGACAACCUGGAGACAAUGGAGGGCACAUCCUGGCAUGUGCUCAUCGCUGGAAGAACGUCUACUACUCAAGGAGAGACGUUCAGAACCACAAGCUGCCCAACGGAGUCUGUUAUCGUUACGGGAGCGACCUGAGAUACGCCCUACCCUUAAUCCCUUGCUACAGAGAUUACCAGAAGAAGUUCGGUGAGGAUUAUGGGUCAUGUCAGGCCGGUAUUUCCAACUUCCUCACAGAGAAUCUGAUCAUCAUGGGGGCUCCGGGGACAUCUUAUUGGAUGGGUUCAGUGUUGGUCUUUAACACGUCCAGUGGAGUGAUGUCGGUGUACCUGGACGAGGACGCUAGAUCUGUCAACUUUGGAAGCUACCUGGGUUACGCUGUUGGAGCCGGAAACUUUCUGAGUCCUAGCACCGUAGAGGUAGUGGGGGGGGCGCCCCAAUACAACCAGAGGGGCAAGGUCUUCAUCUUUACAGUAGACGACAACAUGCUGCGAGUCGUCUCUGAAGUGUCAGGAAGAGAGCUGGGAUCUUACUUCGGCUCCAGUUUGCUGGCGGUGGAUCUGAACGCUGAUGGUUUGUCCGAUCUGCUGGUCGGCGCUCCCAUGGCAACAGGCGUCACCAGGGAGGAGGGGAGAGUGCAUGUGUACAUCAACCAGGGGCAGGCGAAGCUGAUGGAGGCGGAGUUUCAGCUGAGCGGCAGCGACGCCUACGCCGCUCGAUUUGGGGAAACCAUCGCUGAACUGGGAGACAUAGAUGACGACGGUUACCCUGAUGUGGCAGUUGGUGCCCCACAGGAAGAUGACCUAAGAGGAGCUGUGUACAUUUACAACGGCAGGAAGGAUGGCAUCUCUCCAACUCCAUCUCAGAGGAUUACUGGGUCGACUCUGGGUCGUGACCUCAGGAUGUUUGGCCAGUCGCUGAACUCUGGCAUAGACAUCGAUGACAAUGGCUAUAAUGAUGUGGCGGUUGGUGCUUUCCUCUCGGACUCCGCUGUCAUUCUCAGGACCCGCCCGGUGAUUCAGGUGAAGGCGUCUCUGACUCUGCCUGAGCACAUUGACCAGCAGGUGGCGCUGUGCAGAGAACACAAGACUCCCACCGUCUGCUUCAAUGUGACCGUCUGCUUCAGUGUCAAGUCCAGACACUUCAAAGGGGCUAUAGAUCUUCAAUACAAUUUGACCUCUGACCUCCUCCAUAAACCAUCCUUCCCUCAUCGUUUCUAUUUCCAUGGUAACGGGUCAUCCAAUAGCACCAGGGGGCGUGUGAGAGCACGACAUGGCCAGCUCACCUGUUCAACACACGUGGCUUACCAAAGGAAAGAUGUGAGGGACAUUUUUACUCCUGUCAAGUUUGAGGUUUCCUACAGUCGUAGAGAUACAAACACCCACAGAGCCUCUUCUAAAACCUUCCCCCCUUUGAAACCCAUCCUUCAGCAGAGCGAAGGACACCAGAACACCAUCACCAACCAGACUUGGUUUGCUCGCCCCUGUUCGCUGGUGAACUGUUCGACCAACAUGCAGCUGUCGGCCCAACUUGUGCUGCCACAUCAGCAGCAGUACUUUGCUCUCGGCUCUGGACAAACCAUCAUGGUGAAAACUUCCCUUCUGAACUCUGGAGACGAUGCUUUCCUACCUCGACUGACGCUGCGUUUCCCCAACAACAUCCACUACAUCAAAGUACUGCAGAACCAGGACAAUGUGGUCAGUUGUGAUGUCACACAGGAAGUCAACAGUACGAUGGUGGGUGUUGACUGCAGCGUCACCAGCCUCCUCCUGCCAGCCCAUGCCCAGUUGAACAUCAGCUUCCUGUUGGACGUCAAUCCUAACAGCACAGCUGGUGACAUCAUGAUUCACCUCAACACCAGCAGCGAUAACUAUGAGAGGGCAGAGUAUCUCCAUGACAACUCAAUGAGUCUCCUGCUUCCUCUAAAAUAUGGAGUCAACGUCAACAUCCACGGUUUUGUGACUCCCACCUCAUUUGUGUUUGGAGAUGAAGACACAACUCCGGUUGACUGUUAUAAUGAAAGAUUCAACUACACAUACAAGGUGUUAAACUCUGGUCCCAGCAGGUCUGUAGACACUGUGGUGGACAUCGCGCUACCAAAGAUCCUCGCACCUUACCGACACAGGCUGAUGCAGGUGGUCGACUGGCAGUCCUCUCACGGUGUGUGUUCGAUCAGUGACACGACUAUUUCAGUCAAUGAGGACUGUGACGUCCCUGAAGCUUCCUUCAUCAAACAGAUUGUUUUCUUCUUCUCCUCCACCUCCACCCGCAGAAUGUUUUGUGCCCGUGGAGAUGAGCUGUGUGAGCGGUUGGUGUGUCGGCUCGGUACCCUGGAGGCGGGAGGAGAUGCCAUAAUCAAACUGGAGAUCAGACUGAACCCAGAUGUUUUACUGCAAGCUCCGGGUCGUCAUGGUGUCAUGAAGUUGGAGAGCACAGCGCUGAUGUCAAACCCCAGAGAAAGCCCUCACACCGUCCUCAUCCACGAACAACCAGCAGCACAGGUGGUUGUUGAGGCUCUUUUUACCCAGAAACCCUCAACAACAGUAAAGGUCUUCAUCAUCGUCGUCAGUUUAGUUUUGGGUCUUUUGAUCCUGGCUGCUUUCAUCUGGUGUUUGUGGAAGGCCGGCUUCUUUAAGAGGGAGUUCCAGAAAAAGGAGGAGGAAGAGUUCAAGAGAGACAGCUGGGACUACGUUCCUAAAAACGACAAAAGAGAGAGCACUUCCUAACCCCCACUGUGACCUCUGACCUCAGGAGGGAGUUCACAUUGUGACUGUGCAACAGAUUCAAUGAGACAUGUGUGCUGAUGAAUGGAGUGCUGUGUGAAAAUAUGGCUAUCCAAUUCAUCCAAAAGCAGUGGAAAGUUGCCGUUGAACACCGUCGGCCAAUGAAAUCUGUCCAGACUGAGUCAGCUGGUUUCAGACGUGACGCCCGUGUCACCGAUGAUAAAAUGUCUCAAGUGAACACCUCCUGAACUUGACCUUUAAAACAAUUUUUAAUAAUGUGCCUUUACAAAUCCAGACAAGAUCAAAGACUUGAAAAGAAGGCAGCAAUGGAUGGAGGAUUAAUAAAAGGGAAGUGAACCUGAAUCAAUCAGAAGGCCUCGGAGCUUCCUGGGAUGCUGCAUCACCUGUGACACUUAUUGAUGACCGCCAUUUUGACUCUCUUAAGUUGAAAAAAACCAAAGGAAGAGACUUUCUGAUGACCUUUGAUCUCAAGGGAUGAAAACCUGGCCUCUGAUUGGCUCAUCACGCCUCGGCCACACUGCCUACCUGAGCAGCCAGUGUGCUUUUGCUUUCACGCCUCAUCAACUAUAGAGAUUUAAGUCUCAUUUUAUUUUCCUGCAUGAGACAAGCUGUUCCUGUCAAAAACAACACAUUUUAUUAUUUGCUCGUCAUGGUAAAGCCAUCCCAUCAGUGUCAAUUUCUAUAUUUGAAGAAUAAGUAUCAGUUAAAAAGUAUUUAUUUAUUACUCAGCCCUUCCUCUUUCUGUUUAUAAUUAAAAGCCCUUCAAGGGUUUCUGUGGAUCAAAUCCCUUCAGGUUUUUAAUGUCACAUUUUUGCGAGACCAUGUUGUGGAAAUUGCAGUGAAUUGCAGGCUCCAUAAACUGGUCACUGAAUACAAACUCAAUGUAGAAAGAAUGGGCUGCAGUUCAGAGAAGUAGCUGUCAGAGACAUGAUGAGGUAGACCGUGCAUCGCUUUCUGUAGAACCUCCUUUUUACUGUGUACAUUAUACUUUUUAUCUCAUGGCCAACACUUUAUGCACUGUCAACACACACACACACACACACACACACACACACACACACACACACACAACACACACACACACACACACACACACACACACACACACACACACCCUUGUCCAAACAAAAUAAGUGAUGGCAGCUGGGAUGUGCUGGUUCACGGCUUUUACGUGUUUUAAAGCGGAAAACCAUCACUUUGUUUUUACCCUUCAGCACGUUUUCACUAUGGGAUUUAUUUUUCUGAGCUAAUACCUCUUAAGGCUCUCAAGGACAUUUAUUGGCAGAAUCACUUUACUUCAGAAUUGUUGUUGUUGGAAUUGCACGAUUAAUGGAUUUGCUAUUGGGGGGAAGAAGAUCUCUGCAACAUUUUUGGAACAACCUCGACUUGUUGUGACCAGCCCGUGCAAGUCACAAAGACCACCAUUUUAUUCAGGCACAUUUAAAUUAUAGAGCGCUUUCUUUAGGAUACUCAAAGAUUAUGUACACGAGAAAUUAAAUCAUAUUUUUUGGGGUGAACUGCUCCUAGAUACAAACUAAACUAUUAUUGUGAAAAUGCAGCAAAAUAUGCAACAUGUUGAGUCGCAGGGUUGAAUGUUGAAAGACUACUUGAAGUAAUGUUUGAUAUUUAAAAAUACUCAAUGAAUGCAGACAUCGAAGCCAGCCGCUACCUUCCUUUAUGUUUAUUUCAUACAAAUGCACAUCACACAUAAAUAUCUUCUUAGUAUUUAAAUGAAUGAGUAUGUUUUUGUUUAUGUGAAGUUGUUCUGCACUGGAGUCUCACUGCUUUUAGCAACACCUUUUUAUUAAAAUUAAGGAUUUUCUAUUUAAACAACAA
Gymnodraco acuticeps is the source of this 5397-nucleotide messenger RNA. It is a transcript of the gene itga4, whose product is annotated as integrin alpha 4. Gene Ontology annotation, cellular component: integrin complex; external side of plasma membrane. NCBI's taxonomy places the organism in Eukaryota, Metazoa, Chordata, Actinopteri, Perciformes, Bathydraconidae. Gene Ontology annotation, biological process: integrin-mediated signaling pathway; cell-matrix adhesion; cell-cell adhesion. The record is from RefSeq and is a predicted model, not a curated record. Gene Ontology annotation, molecular function: integrin binding.